Molecule: messenger RNA, 564 nt
Organism: Colletotrichum orchidophilum
Lineage: Eukaryota; Fungi; Ascomycota; Sordariomycetes; Glomerellales; Glomerellaceae
Exons: 2
Coding region: 1-564 (187 amino acids)
Source: RefSeq, a predicted model, not a curated record
AUGUCCGGCCCGGGGCUCGCAGUUGAUGCGGCCGCCUUGCCUGCACAUGCGCCGGAGCCUCGCGACGACCCCUCGGUUGCUGGCGCUGCUUCAUUUUCGUUUGAUGCGCUCGCCGCCGACCCGACGAGCAGUCCCCCCAUUGACCCUCCCUUGCUGGCCGAGGUCGGGGACGUCGUGGACGAUGCCGAAUCGCUCAUAGACGACCUGGACAUGUUUCCGGACAGCGACGAGGAGGCGGAGGCGCAGGCGCAGGCGCAGGCGGCGGUGACGACGGAGACGGAGACGGAUGACGCGGUAGACUCGGACGAGGACAUGACUGUCUACCACGCGUCUGGCCGGCCUUUCAUCGACGCGACUGAGGACGAGGCGACAGUAUACGCGGCGGCGCAUGGCGAAAGCGAGAUGACGUUCGCCGACGAUGAAUCUGUUCUCACCAAUGAUGCUCGCUCGCCGCCAUCACAUGGAGGAGGAGGAGGAGGACCCGCCCCGUCGUUGAGAUCGCUCGAGACUUCGGACUUUGAGGUUGUGUCGAUGAUGUUGAAGAAGACGAGUCUGAGGAGGUGA